Messenger RNA from Cladocopium goreaui, 3069 nucleotides. NCBI's taxonomy places the organism in Eukaryota, Dinophyceae, Suessiales, Symbiodiniaceae. The record is from the annotation of a GenBank genome assembly.
GCCAUUGCCAUACAGAUGCUCUCUCCGGAGCAGACACAAGGGAAGAAGCACCCGUAUCUCUUUACGCAGUGCCAAGCUAUUCAUGCUCGGUGCCUCAUGCCCUGCCAAGACACACCAGGCGUCAAGAGCAAGUACACUGCCAAGAUCACUGCUCCUUCACCCCUCACAGUGCUCAUGUCUGCAGUGCCGGACGGCGAGCCCAAGGAAGUGGAGGGUGGCAAGCGAUGCUUUUCCUUCACGCAGAAGGUGCCGAUUCCAUCGUAUUUGCUGGCCCUGGCCUGUGGAAAUUUGGCCUCACGCCGCGUGGGCCCACGUAGUCAUGUGUGGAGUGAACCAGAGGCUGUGGAGGCCUGUGCAUUUGAAUUUUCGGACACCGAGAAGUUUCUGGCCAUUGGAGAGAAGCUCUUUGGUGAAUAUGUUUGGGGCAUCUACGAUCUGCUCGUUUUGCCUCCAUCUUUUCCUUAUGGCGGCAUGGAAAACCCGUGCUUAACUUUUGUAACUCCAACUCUCUUGGCGGGCGAUCGGUCGUUGGCAGACGUGGUGGCCCAUGAAAUAACACACAGCUGGUUUGGAAAUUUAUGCACUAACCGGAGCUGGGAAUGUUUCUGGUUGAACGAGGGCUUCACAAAGUUUGGAGAGCGCAGGAUUAUGAACAACGUCCACGGACCGGACUAUGAACAGCUGCUGGUGCGGAACGACUGCCUUGACCUGGUGCAAUCCGUCGAGCUCUUUGGUGCUGGCCACGAGUUUACAAAGCUCUGCCCGCAACUGAAGGGAAUCGAUCCUGACGAUGCCUUCAGCGUUGUUCCUUAUGUGAAGGGUGAGCUCUUGCUGCUUCAUUUGGAGAAGUUGGUGGGCCAGGAGAGAUUUGAAGCCUACCUUCGGGCGCACGUGAAACGUUUCGCUGGCGGCUUCUUGACGGAAGAGGACUUCAAGAACUUCUUUCUGGAGCACUUCUCUUCAGAGCCAGCUGUGCAGAACGUGGAUUGGCAGAAAUGGUUUUAUGGAUCAGGUUUGCCUGAAUUACCGACCAUGAACUGCGUACUUGCCGAGAAGGUGGAGUUGCUCUUCUCCUCCCUGAAGGGUGGCUACGAGGGCAGUAAAGAGGACACAGAGGGAUGGUUUCCUGCGCAGACUAUGCUGCUCUUGGACCGGCUGGUGGACUACGCUCGCGAGCAAGCUGCUGCUGGCAAAGCGGAUGAGGUGCGACAACGUCUCAGCACGUGGAGCGAGGCGUAUGGCUUGGAUGCCACCAGCAAUGCAGAGAUCCGGUUCCGUUGGUUGAUUUUGGCCAUGGCAUGCCAUGACCCAUCACGAGUGGAUGCCGCCAUCGCCAUGGCACUGGAGGUGGGCAGGAUGAAGUUCACUCGCCCACUCUAUCGGGAGCUGUGGCGUGUCAGCACAGCACGCAGCACCCUUCUGUCUUUGAUGAAGGAGCCUGCUCGAAUGGCGAGGGCAAAGGCUGCCUUCGAGAAGGCCAGAGGAACUUAUCACCCGAGCCUCGUCCGAUUUUCAUCUGGGAUAUGGAUGGAUAUGGACUUAUGGAUCUUAUGGAAAUUUCAUGGACUAUUGUUGACAUGUGUUGACUACAUUUGGCUACUUGAUAGCGAUGCGGCGAUGCCAAUGGGCCAAUGCCAUAUUUUUCAAGGUGCGCGUCAUUUUCCUCGUGAAUAUGACGCAGUACCUGUAUACACGCUCAUUGAUUUCGUUGUUCUGCCAUGUUCCCCUCUCCACUUUAAAGUCAAACAAGUUGCAGUUUGGCUCAAUCAACUCCCGUACCUGGCUUGCUCCCAGUUCUUACAGAUGGAGGUGGUUUGCCUCAACGGCAAAUCCGUUUUGGUGCAGCCCAUGGAAAGUUUGCAUCAAGUGAAGACCAAAGUGGCCAAGGCCCUGGGAGCUUCCGCCGAGGCAGUAAGGAUCAGCUGUGCAGGGCAGGUUCUCUGUGGAACAGCGAGCCUGGCUGAUGCCUUGGCAGCCUUCCAAAUCUCUGAACCUGGCCCCCUUUUCGGAGUGGUGGACCGAGACAGAAUGGAGCUCUCAAGGCACUUGCGUAUCUUCAAGGAGGACUUGCAAGCCUGUAAGAAGCAAGUUGCGAAAUGGGUAGAUUUGAAGACUGAGCUGACCCGGAAACGAAGGCAGCUGUGUGUCGCAGGCACUAGUUUCAGAGAGAUCGACAGAACAAUCGAGCAAUUGAAGGGAACUUUGCCAUUGCAGCAAGAGAAGUGGCUAGUCUUUCGGCUUCCAAAGCUAGUUCGCUUGGGAGACAUGGAAGAAACAGUCGGGCACGAGGAUUUCAAGAAGCACGCUCUUUGGCGAAAAUUGGAGAACGAGAAGAUCCCCGGUUUGAGAGCAGACUUGCAGAAGGCACUGGAAGGAUCCCACCAGCAAGGGCAGCUCUUGCUGGAAUUUGAUGAGAAAGCUAAUUUCCAUGAAGAAUGGUGGGAUAUAGGCUGCGACUGCAUGUACUGCUGCCCUCCUGACGACCCUCCAAACGUCCUCCGUGAUUUAGUGUUUCUGCAGGAUUUAUGCCCCCGCCUUCUGCACCGGGAUUUGGGCAGAAAUUCAAAGCGAUCUUGGAAACAGGUGCCAAAAGAAAAGUCUGAUCAGCUUGAGCCUUACCCAUGUGACUGCUCUGACGAAUGGCCGAGACUCAGGCCUCUUAAAUCCAAGAGGAAUCAGAAGUAUAAUCGAAGUGCGAUGCGGCAUGUUAAGGCCCAGCUUAGCAAGCUGAGUCUGGGGCACUCAUCCGAGGAAUGCUAGCCUCUGCAUGCCUGGGUCAGAAAUUGUGUCACCAAACCCUACAGCCUAUGUCUGUCGUAGACAAUAGUCAAACCACAAGAUUUUGAUCCAUGCCAUCCCACACUGACACACAGUCCCAUGCCGUAAAUCGCCUAUAGGUUCUGAAGGAAAGCACGCGUGAAAGAGACCAUCCUGCCCAAGACAUGUACAGUGAUGUAUAGCCUGUAUAGUGUACAGCCUGGACCUUUGGGCCUUUGGUCCUUGGUGAGGCGCAGGUGGUGACCCCCAGAGGCUCUUCAGAUGAAAAAUCAUCGAACAUGCUCGAACAAA